Messenger RNA from Nanorana parkeri, 1632 nucleotides. RefSeq names its product extracellular calcium-sensing receptor-like. Gene Ontology annotation, biological process: G protein-coupled receptor signaling pathway. Gene Ontology annotation, cellular component: membrane. Gene Ontology annotation, molecular function: G protein-coupled receptor activity. The record is from RefSeq and is a predicted model, not a curated record. The transcript is spliced from 5 exons. Lineage: Eukaryota; Metazoa; Chordata; Amphibia; Anura; Dicroglossidae. Bases 1 to 1632 code for a protein of 543 amino acids.
AUGGUCUUCAUAUUUAAGUUUACGAAGAACCAAUUCCAAGAUCUCGUAGGUUUCCUUCAAGUGUACGGAAUGACCUACAGUCCUCAGCCACAUUUUUAUAAGAAUUUGUUGGUUUUCUUUUUUGCCAUUGAUGAAAUUAACAAGAACCCUACAAUGUUACUAAACAUUACUCUCGGAUAUCACCUGUAUGACUCCUGUGGGGAAAACAGGAAGGCUUUAAUAAACACAUUAGAGAUUUUAUCUGGACCGGGAAAGACGUUCCCAAACUACUCCUGCAGAGGAGGUAAAGAAAUACUGGGCUUCAUUGGAGACCAGAGCUCUGGGACCACUGCCACAAUAGCACAGAUAUUGGCCAUGUAUCACUAUGUACAGAAUUUGCUCCGAUAUAUAAAAGCUGCGCGCUACUUCUCAGAAAACAUUUUACAAAACUACUUUAAUGAAGACGGAGAAUUUGUUACGCAAUAUGUUAUCCAAAACCAUUUAUUACUCAACAAAACUUUACUCACAAAUGAUGUCGGAUUAUUUGAGCAAUAUACUUCCGGUGAUCAGAAUAUUUUAAUCAAUGCGAGUUUAAUAAAAUGGAAGAAUGACCAGAAAGAGAUCCCGAGAUCGCAGUGUUCUGAGGACUGUUUACCUGGAAACAGACAAGUGCCGAGCUCAGAUACAUUUGAAUGUUGUUAUGGUUGUGUGCCAUGCUCAGAAGGAGAGAUGUCCAAUGUAACAGGAAGUGAGAACUGCAUGAAGUGUCCAGACCACGAGUGGCCAAAUGAGAACAAAACUCGGUGUGAUUCCAAGCUGAUAGAGUUUUUGUCUUAUACUGAUGAUUACCUGUCUUUAUCUUUUAUUGCUAUCACUUUGUUCUUUUGCAUUUUUACUUUUUUAAUAAUGGGUAUAUUUAUUUCUUAUGGUGAUACCCCCAUUGUGAGGGCAAACAACAAGAGCCUCAGCUUUGUCCUUCUGGUCACCAUCUCAUUGGGUUUCCUCUGCGUCUUCUUGUUCUUGGGUCGCCCCAUGGAUACAACCUGCAGGCUACGCCAAGUGUCUUUCGGAAUUCUUUUUACCAUCGCGGUCUCCUGUGUAUUGGCCAAGACUGUAAUGGUUUGGCUUGCUUUCAAAGCCACCAAACCGGGCAGUGUGUGGAAACAGUGGGUUGGAGUAAAAGUGCCCAAUUUGAUUGUCUUCAUCUGCUCAUCAUUCCAAGUUGUCAUCUGCAUUGUAUGGCUGGCGAUCUCUCCCCCCUUCCAAGAGCUGGACACACGCUCCUACCACACAAAGGUCAUCGUUCAGUGUAAUGAAGGGUCAGUCUUUGGGUUCUACUCUGUCCUGGGAUAUAUGGGGAUCCUGGCUGCUGUCAGUUUUAUUACAGCUUUUCUAGCGAGGACAUUACCGGACAGUUUUAAUGAAGCCAAGUACAUCACCUUCAGCAUGCUGGUGUUCUGCAGUGUCUGGAUUGCCAUGAUCCCGGCCUAUCUGAGCACCAAAGGGAAAUAUGUAGCGGCUGUGGAGAUUUUUGCUAUACUGACCUCGAAUGCCGGACUUCUAUUUUGUAUAUUUCUUCCAAAAUGCUACAUAAUUCUCUGUCACCCCAAUUUAAAUUCAAAGAAGCAUUUGCUUGACAACAGAAGCAAAUAA